This is a messenger RNA of Gongylonema pulchrum, 432 nucleotides long. Lineage: Eukaryota; Metazoa; Nematoda; Chromadorea; Rhabditida; Gongylonematidae. The record is from the annotation of a GenBank genome assembly.
AUGGGACUCCUGCAGCAGAUAUCUUUCCGAAUAUUGCUGGUAAUUUCAACAGACGUGGGGUAUAAUUUGCAGCGCGUUGAGAGCGAGCGAAAAGAAACUGAAAGCGAAAACACGCAAGAAAUGAAGAUAACUGAUCCCGAAAGCGAAGAGUCACCUAAGAAGAAAUCACGGCUGACUGAGGAGGGAGCAAAUGAUGAUCCGCUUGAGAAAGACAGUGUUGGGCAGGGAAAAGGCAUCCGGAUCCGCAGUGACCUCACCCACGAUGAUAUCCAUCAUUUCAAGCCGCUCGCUUUUGACUUCGCCGAUAAGAAAAAGGAAGAUACCAAAGGGUAUGUGCUUGCACAAUUCACAUUCAGAAUCGGUGUAUCGCAUAAGAGAAGUACAGAAAUUGAUAUUUUGAUACGCCAUUUCUUUAUAGAAUUUUUUGUUUAG